AUGAAAAACCCACUACAGAGCACAUUGCUUUCUCCCACAUCCAGUAAACUAAUGACGCAGUAUAUUGUCAAGACGAACUUAAAUCACCACUACAAUAAGCUUCAAAAUGCCAAAGCACGUAUUGAUAAUUCGCUUCCAGAUUCGAUGCUUAAAAGCCAAAAAGUUCGUGACCGAAAAAAGCAGGAAAACCGACCUCAUUCCUCUAAAUCCUCACGUUGUGCAAAAAAUCACCAGACUAGCAGAUCUCACUCUCAACUUUCAAACUAUGGCAAUUUGGAAGAAAAUUUCAUGGAUAAAUAUGGUGAUGACCUAGAAGCAGAGGUGGAGCGUAUUGUACAAAUGACCCUUAAUGGUAGAAGCCAAGAUCUUCAAGGGUCUCUCUAUACCCAGAGUACAAAAGACUACAAUAGGCAAACAAAUGCCACUUCUGAGGAUACAUUAAGAAGCACAAGCCGUUGUAGGAAAAUGUCCUCGAUGUCACAAAUGAGCUUUGCUGCUCCAUCCUUUGUUUCAAACUCUGAAAAGCAAGGAACUGGGCGAAGACCUGGCUCCUCAACCCGCAGAGAAGAACAGGAUCUGUUGCGCACUAGGGCUCAUCUGUUUACUGAACCUGAGAAACCAUUUGUACCAAAAAUACUUAAAUCUAAUCGGACAUCGUUACUGAACCAAUAUAAAUACUACAAUCCACCUAAGAGAAUAAAACCCAAGCAGCACCCAGGUGAUUUAAAUCAGCCUAAAUUGUCUUCUGAUGUGAGGGAAAGUGGUAAGGGAGAGGCUCCAGUUCCAAAACCCAGGCAAAAGGCUAAUCCUGGAGAUACACCAACACUAUCCUCUAAGACACAGUACUUGAAUGAAGAAUGUAAAAAAGUGCCACCUCUUGAAAUUCCUGCAGAUGAAGACCACAAGGAAUCUUUGUCAGAGCAGAUGACGUCAUCGAAGAGGUCACCUCCAGUGUCAUCAGCGGGCCAUGUAAAACUUUUGCACUCUCAGUCUGCAAUGGAUUUGCCUAAGGGGCUAGGUGGUCUUAAUAAAUCUGAAAGUUUGACUACUCAUGGUAGUGAAUCAAGAGACAAAGAAUAUGGUUCGAAUCAUAUGAUGACACCAAAAAAUCAACGAAAGAAAAAACAUGUGAACCUGAAUUCUGAACAUAGCUCACGAUCGAUUUUGGAAACUAAAUGGGAGGAAGCUGACUACACAACUUUCAUGAAGGAGGUCACUGAAGAGAUCUUAAUGAAAGGAUUAUAUACAAACAGAAGUAUCCAAAGAGUAUUUGAAUCACAUAUGAGAAAAAGAAAAGGCCAAUUAAAUGAGGGUGAGAUGAAGAAAAUGUUGAGUAAGUUGCAAAACGACAUUGGUAUUUCUCGGAGUGACCUUAAAGAAUCCACAAGGCCGACAUUACAAUCAAGUUCUGCUUCUUCUGUGAAAGUCAAUUCUUCUUCUGUUCAGAUGAACCAAAAUGGAAAAGAUCCUGACCAGGACAGAGAUCUGCUGUCAACUGUAAUGUUGAAAGAAUAUGAAGAGAAGCUGAUCCAGGAUGAAAACUCUCAUGUCACCUCUGAAGUUAAAAGUUCAGAGAUUGAUCUUAAUGCUUACAAAGAUCACCAAAAACAGAAGGUGCAAGAAUUUGAGGCAAAAGAUAUGAGCAACAACAGCAAAAACCCUGAAAAAUUUUGUGGAGAUGUUGAAGAGAAAAAGAUGACAGUUUCAGAGUCGCAAGGAACUGGUGCUCGGAGGCCAGUUCCUCGGCCUAGACAGAAGAAUUCCACUACAAAUUUGACCUCCAGUAUCCCAUCUAAUGUGCCUUCUUUUCCUGAUAAUCAAAGCCUGAAGCAAAUCGGAGAGGUCAACCCAGUUCUCAGGUGA
Messenger RNA from Acanthosepion pharaonis, 1863 nucleotides. The record is from the annotation of a GenBank genome assembly. NCBI's taxonomy places the organism in Eukaryota, Metazoa, Mollusca, Cephalopoda, Sepiida, Sepiidae.